Messenger RNA from Entelurus aequoreus (snake pipefish), 2391 nucleotides. RefSeq names its product protein Daple-like. The transcript has 12 exons. Gene Ontology annotation, cellular component: cytoplasm; centrosome. Gene Ontology annotation, molecular function: dynein light intermediate chain binding; microtubule binding. Gene Ontology annotation, biological process: cytoskeleton-dependent intracellular transport; cytoplasmic microtubule organization. The coding region runs from base 1 to 2391 and encodes 796 amino acids. The record is from RefSeq and is a predicted model, not a curated record. NCBI's taxonomy places the organism in Eukaryota, Metazoa, Chordata, Actinopteri, Syngnathiformes, Syngnathidae.
AUGGACGGCGGGACCAGGCGGGUGGGGUGCCAGACGGACAGACUGGAGCCCACAAUGCUUAGUCAAAGUCCCUUGUGGGAUACAGCGCCACCUUCCCCCACCAAACGCUUCAAUGGCGGCGAUUUGGAGCUGGAAGAGGCGAUCAACCAGUCACUGUCCUGCGAGGCUCGCUCAGUGCGGCUUUAUCGGGACGAAGUGGACUCUUUGCGGGAGAAAGGUGCCCGGGUGGAGCGACUGGAAACAGAGCUGAGUCGAUGUAAGGAGAAGCUGAAUGAUGUUCACUUCUACAAGGCCAGGAUGGAGGAGCUCCGUGAGGACAACCUGACUCUGCUGGAGACCAAGAUGUUGUUGGAGGAGCAGCUGGCCGCCUCCAGGGGGCGCUGUGACAAAGUGCACACCUUGGAGAAGGACAACCUGCUGCUGCAGGCCAAAAUACACCACUUGGAAAUGGAGAGAGAGAGUGAGCGUCAGAGAGUGGAAGAGUUACAGGAAGAGAACAUGCUGCUGGAGAUAGGACAGAAACAGAGUAUGAACGAAUCAGCUCAUCUUGGAUGGGAACUGGAACAACUCAGCAAACACCAGGAUAAUUGUAGCUCAGAGACUCGGAAAUCCUUCGUACACGAGCUCAAUGAGUGUGUUUCCAGCCGGGUUUUAAAGCUGGAGAAGGAGAACGGGGAGCUCCAAGCCUCUGUUGAGAGACUGAAAGAAGAGAAGCACCUCCUGCAGGAGAGAGAGCUCCAUGGCCAAGUGCUGGACCAAGAGAACCAGACUCUCAGCAAGAAGGUGGAACAUCUCCAGGCCUUGUUGGACCAGGAGAAAGUGACCAACCAAGACAUGGAGUCUCUUGGAGAGGAACUGUUGAAGGACAAACACCUUCUGGAAGGACAGAUGCAGCUUCUCAGAGCAGACAAAGACAGACAGAUCUCUGAAUUGGAGAGCAAGAAGCAGAACCUGUCUGACGCGGUGGUGUCGCUCCGUGAGUGCACUCAGGCCAACGCUGAGACCGGGAUCCCCCAGGUGGAGGCUGAGAAGCGCCUGCUACACCAGCGCUUUACCCACACCAGCGCCCGCUUAGCCAGCCUGGAGAUUGAAGUCAAGCUCUCCAAAGAAGAAGAAGUGUGUCUGAGGGAGAGGGCGGGGAGAUGUGAGGAAGUGGAGAGUGACAUGGCUCGGGUGGAGAGAAGCAGGGACGCUCUCAGCAGAAAGGUGGCAGCUCUGCGUGCCUGCAGUGACACUUCAGAAGUUGUGGAGAAGCAGGUGUCCUCCAUGCAGCAGGAGAUGCUCGGACUCAAACGGGAGUUGGAGGAGGCCGAGCAAGAGCUUCAACAACUGAAAGCAGACAAGCAGGAAAACCUGGAGCUCCGUUGCUGUGUGGAAAAUCUGCGUUCAUCUUCUGCUCUGCUCACCAAACAACUGCAGGAAAGUAAGGAGGUGCAGAGACAAUCGCAAGAGGUGCAGAGAAGGUUUGAGGAGGUGGAGGCGGAGUUGCAAGGAGAGAGGAAGAGAAGCGAGAGACUGGAGGGGAAUGUUGCCACGGUAAACCAGGAGAAGUUCCAUCUCAAGGCCCGUGUGGAAAAGUUGAAGGAGGAGAGAGACGAAGAAGGCCGAGAGAAGAAGGGAGCCUUGAGUCGGCUGGAGGAGCUGAAGAAGGAAAUAGAGCAGCUCAGUCGGGAGCAGAGGAGGCGAGAGGAAGGCCACAAGGACAGAGAGAGGCUUCAGCUGGACCUGGACCAGUCGGACAAGACUAGGAAGCAUCUGGAGAAGGAGAACUGGAGGAUGACAAUGCUCCUGGACAAGAAGGAGGCCGAGCUGGAGGAGAAGGCCAGGCAGUUGGCGAGCGUGCAGAGGGACGUCCUAACUAUGAGCAGGGAGGCGGAUCGGCUGAAGGAGGCCACGCUCAAGGCCAAGGAAUGGGAGGGAGACUACAAGGAGCUGCAGAAACAAGCCACCAUGGACAAGAGGACUUUGGUUACUCUGAGAGAGGAGUUGGUGUCGGAGAAGUUGAGCGUCCAGCAGCACCGUGUGGAGUUGGAGAGACUCAAUGAAGAACUGGAGAAGGUUGGACUCACCCGAGAAAGACUACUGCAGCAGGAGCAGUCUCUGGAGGAAAGCAAAUACAAGCUGCUUGAAUCCCGACUUGAGGAAACAGUGCAACAGGCGAUGAAGAUGAAAGAAGGGAAGUUGGCCAGUCUGCAGAAGAAACUGGAGGAGAGCAACACACACAACACAACUCUGCGUGCACAGCUGGCAGCUGCUCUCCAGAAAGAAGAAGGUCACAACCUGCAGGAGUUCUCCAAAGAUGAGCGACGACACUCGGCCACCACUGAGUUGCUUCAUAUCAAAGAUCAUCUAAUUGAAGUGGAAAAGAGUUGUAGUGUGAACACAAUUUAA